AUUGGGCCUCCUUUUCACCGACGUCACAUCCGCAAUUGCAAAACACGAUGGAGGAAAAUAAUUCAAAAACACUAGAACGUGCCAACGCCGAGUUUAAAAGGCAGAAUUUCAAACAGGCAGAAGAACUGUACACAAAGUUUAUCUCCUCCUGCGUACAGUCCAGGGUAUGUGAAGCUACUAAUUUGUCCACUGCUUAUAACAACCGCGGACAGAUAAGGUACCUUCGGGUGGACUUUGAUGAAGCAGUAGAGGAUUACACUUCAGCAAUACAGGCUGACAGCCAGUUUGAAAUACCUUUCUACAACAGAGGACUGGUCCGCUAUAGACUAGGUUUUUUCGAAGAUGCCAAGAGUGACUUCCAGCAAGCAUUAAAACUCAACCCAGAUUUUGAAGAUGCCAAAGUGAGCCUCCAACAGACACUUCUGGACCAGCAGCAUAAGAUAAACAGAGGAUACUGACAUCUUUAUAAACUACAGAGUACAUAUAUAUAUAUGAACAUGAGGAUAAACCUUAAAGCAAAUACACAGCUUCAAAUCCGAUUACAGCUUCGAAAUGCAAAAUCAUUCACAGUUUGAACACAAGUAAAGCAGUGGACAGACAUCCUCCUGGCUCAGGUGCGCCGUCUAUGGAUUUUUAUUGAGCAGAGCAUUGAUGAUUCCUUUUCUGCACUGAUUAAAGAUUCUUCUAGAUGGGAAAAAAGUAACAGCCUCAUAAAUGAAAGUAUAUCAUUGUGUAAGUGUGUGAGUGGUCAGCGAAGACUAAUGAAACCAGGCGCAGCAGGUAAAAACAAUGAGCCUGGGUUUUAUUGUCUGUAAUAAAUGUUAGUACACCAUCUGGAAGACUUUAGGAGGUUUGUGACCAUAAACAAACCACAAUCAGUUGCUGGCACACAGUUAAUGAUGAGGAGUGUCUCAGCUGCAAAAUGAAAACAUAUUUUGUUCCAAAAAGUCUUUCCACAAGGUGACAUAUGGUUUUAAGAAAAGGUAGCCAUCGGUUAUACGUCCUAUAUUCUACCAGACCCCUUUAGUAUUUCUUGAAUGAUUAUAUGUACAUAUGUUUGUAAUCAGUGAACAAUAAAUUAUUUCUAUUAUACUAC
Molecule: messenger RNA, 1096 nt
Organism: Thunnus maccoyii (southern bluefin tuna)
Lineage: Eukaryota; Metazoa; Chordata; Actinopteri; Scombriformes; Scombridae
Gene: ttc32
Product: tetratricopeptide repeat domain 32
Exons: 3
Coding region: 48-458 (136 amino acids)
Molecular function (GO): protein binding
Source: RefSeq, a predicted model, not a curated record